CUCCGUUGGAGCCAUAGGAACCGUAGAUUUUUACUUCUGAAGCUGCAUUACGGAGCACAGUAACAGCUUUGAAGUUUGGAUCAGGAUUAGACUUUAGAGCUUAGACCAGUCCACGUGCCAGGAAAACGAACAAAACCCCAGAGAUGUCAGCGCAGAAAGAUCACGCAAGCCGAGCCACAUGCAAAGAAACAAACAAGAACAGUCAUGAGACGUCGCUUCCUAUCUGCAACAGCCAACAGUGCCAAGAGAAGCCUGCAGAGCGCCCCCACAAGUCCCCUCCUGGCGGUCCUCCUCCUCUCUCUCUCUCUCUCUCUCUCUCUCUCUCUCCUCUGUGUUCUCCGGUCGCCUGGUUCCAACACUUGGAUCAUCUGCCCUCUUGCUCUGGAUCACUACACCAUUUUUUAUUUUGUUUGAUAUAGGACUUGGUUUAGAAAGGGUUCCCAGGACAGGGAGAGGAAUUACAGUUCAGUAGUCAUAUCUGAGCAAGAGUUCCACCUAUGGCUUUCUUUCUAUUUUGUUCUCUAGCAUUUGUCCAUGUUUGUUCAUGGGAUGUGACCAAGGCAUGAUCUUUUAGGCAUUUAGUGAUCCCGUCAAGAUUCAGCAAGUCAAGAAGAAUUGGAGGUAGCAGUUAUACUUUAGGAGAGAGAAAAUCGCAGCCACUGAUUCAAGACCACACCCCCCCCCCCCCCGCCCCAUUUUUCUGUUUCUUGCAUUUAUUUUGGGCUUUGUAAGUAUGCGCGGAAGUGAGGAGGCAUCCGAGAUUCAAAGGGAGGACAUGCAUUCCGGUACAAGGCGAGAGGAGAAUUGAGUUUGAAUUCUUCUUGCGGGCGUGGAGACAUGAAGAGCGGCAGCGCCGGCGCCUCCGCGCCCAGCGCCGGCGGCAGCAGCCUGGCGAUCGCCGAGCGGCAGAAGCCGGCGCCGUCGUGCGUGGCGGCGCUGUUCCAGAUGUUCGCCAGGAGGAAGCUCUUCUCCUCGUCCUCAAAGAAGAGCAAGCUGCUCCCCUCAGUGCGCGCACAGAAGUUCUCGCCCGGGAGACCGGCGGGCGGCGGCGAGAAGACGGCGGCGGCCAAGAUGAGGCCCCUUUUGCUUGAUUCUGCGGAUUACUCAAGAAGCAAAAUUGAAAGCAAUGGCACCAGUCACUACCCACAGCCUGGCCAAGACAGAAACUGCGGUGAGAAUGAAAUGUGUGCUCCAGGAGUGGUAGCCCGGCUGAUGGGUCUCAGCUCGAUGCCGGCUGUGAACCAUCCAAGGCCGACCAAAGCCACAGACUCCACCGAGCUCGGUGACCACUGGAAUUCAGGCCCUCAAGAUUGGUCCGGUACAUCUCGGAGCAUGUACACAUCGCCUCAGAAGCAACAGAAGACAGGGCAGGUCUUGGAUGAUCGGCGGCAGGACAAUGGAAGUCAGUUCAAUGCUCCAGAUACACGGCCAUUGUGGCCACGGAGGCAUGCACACAAGGUGGCCAAACCUAUUAAGAGCCCAAGGUCGAUGUCCAGCAGGAACAAGGCUCGGCUGAUUGAAGCAGCAGUCAAGGUUCUGGAAACUGGGUUGCAGUCAAGGACUCGACGUCUUUCACGGCCACAUGCAUAUUUGGAGUAUCCAUGCAGCAAUGAUGAUGGUGAGCCUGGUGCUGCUGCUGUCUUGCAAAAUUUGUCUGAUCAAUUCUUAAGGGAUAUGUCUGAUGGAGAUGCACAAAGAUUAGGUGCUCACAACAUGGGAGCUACAUCUCUGCACAACUCGACUUCUAAUAAGUGGAUCGAAGAGGAUACUAGCAGAAAGAGUUUUCUGUUUAGGAGGUCAGACCAGAAUGUACCGUGUCAAAUUCAACCUGAAGGAAAUGGUAAGUACUUGCUCAUUAGCUCGAGCGAGAACCCUGUUUUUGAGGACAGUGCUAAGAGGACCUCCAAUUGUGUUGCUGUCACAAAUAGAGAUGCCCGAAGAAAUCAGCCUAGGAACAUAUCCCGGGAGAGCGCUCGUCAUGGCCCUCUUAAACAAAACAACCUGAAGCAGAAUACACUACCUGCAGCAUGUAGAGAGGCAGAUCCAGGAUCUAUGGUCCAAAGGAAUAAACAUAGAAGUGGGGAGCGAAAUGCGACAAACACAGCUCAGGACUUUGUUUCUCUGAACAAAAAGAUGACUGGCAGUAAAUCUUUGAGGUCAAAAAGAAAGGAGUUGGAUAGAUUUGGUGAGUCACAUAUUAAUUCAGAGAACAAGAACAUGACCACAAAAGGUCGUCAAAGCAGCAGCCUGCAUAGUGAUACCUCUAACAAACUGAAGCUAAAGACUGUAACUCCAAAAGCUAUGGAGAAAGGCAUGAUAAUUGCAAAAGGAGCAGGAUUGGUCAGUGAGAACCCGAAGUCUGCCAGUCAAAACCGUGCAAGGAGUGAUUUCCAGAGACAGUCAGAAUCAUGCAACGUUUCAAGGGUUAACAAGAAAUCAGGCAUUAUUUCUUCCAAUUCCAGUUCACCAGUGAAAGUUGAUGCCACUUCUUUGUGUGGUGAUAAUGCUACAAGAACGGGUACUGCUGUUCAGGGAUCUCCAGUCAGUGCUUGCCCUAAGAAACACUCUAGUAGAGACUGGCAAAGUACAUCUACUCAAAGAGGAUUAGUUUCCAGGGAAGUAUUACAAGGCAUAUCAAGUCCGGAGACCACAGAAUCAGUUUUCUUUAACAAAGAUGAGUUGAAAAAUAGAGAUACUCCUGAUGGUAGAGCAGCAUCUUCUUUAUUUGAAAAGAAGUGGGCUGUACCUGUUACAGAAGAUUCUUUGAGUGAUGCACUGCUAUGGCAGCGCAACGCAGUGGAUACCGUGACUUACAGCUUCGGAGACAGUUCUAAACGUGUCCAGUUGUGUGAAACUUAUAAGAAGCAUGAGGCUGAUGCAAAAGGUUGCAGUCCAUCUCCAUCUAUUUCCAGAGGCAGCAAUAAGAAAAGCCCUACAUUUAUUCUGCAAUCUACAUGUGCAGAUGACGCCUUCAUUCCUGGUAUUCCACUCAAUACUGCAGAAGCCUCCUUCACUGACUGCCAUCCGAUGGAGACAUGUACGCCAGCUGCUCGCAUGCAAGAUGUAACUGUCGAGAUAAACUCCAGGUCUUCUGAACCUAAUGUUGGCCAGCAUGAUACUCGACCGUUUGAGCCGGCAUUCCAAGACAGCAAGCUGAAACACCCUGAAGAGGUUACAACAACCGUCGAGCUGCUGCUAACUAACGUCCGCUCUUCUACUCGACACAAAUUGAAGGAGCCGUCCAAGACAUUCCUCCUCCGGACAAUCGAGUCCACUCUGUUCACCUUGGCUCCAGGCUCCAAGCAGGAUCUCAACACCACCACCAAGGCGGCCAAGGAAGCGAGCUCGCUAAGGAACCUCGCGCUCGAUCUCGUCUGGGACUGCUUGGACUCGAUGUGCACCCAUCUCUGCGACUCGGGCUACAGGUCGUUCACGAAGCAGGGUCUGGUCUGCACCGAGGAUAGGCUGGCUGCGGAGGUCGGGAAGGAGAUCGCCAGGUUCAGCGACAUGGCUGGGAGGGGUUUGGACGAACUGGCUGUGAGUGAAGUGGAGAACGCGGUUGAAGCUGGCAUGAAUUCCAUGCCGGAAGCGUUUCAGAUCGGAGCCCAGAUCGAGCAGGAUCUGGUCCAGGAGCUUGUGGACGAGAUCGGGCUUGACUUGUUCAGGCGUUGGUGACUUCAUAGUAAUGAUUGAUGAUUCCUUAGUUCUA
Molecule: messenger RNA, 3709 nt
Organism: Panicum hallii
Lineage: Eukaryota; Viridiplantae; Streptophyta; Magnoliopsida; Poales; Poaceae
Exons: 5
Coding region: 838-3675 (945 amino acids)
Source: RefSeq, a predicted model, not a curated record